Messenger RNA from Westerdykella ornata, 645 nucleotides. Its product is annotated as PHF5-like protein. Gene Ontology annotation, cellular component: catalytic step 2 spliceosome; U2 snRNP; precatalytic spliceosome. The transcript has 3 exons. Gene Ontology annotation, biological process: mRNA splicing, via spliceosome. The record is from RefSeq and is a predicted model, not a curated record. The coding region runs from base 139 to 465 and encodes 108 amino acids. NCBI's taxonomy places the organism in Eukaryota, Fungi, Ascomycota, Dothideomycetes, Pleosporales, Sporormiaceae.
CCACCGACACCACGACUAUCACCAUUGCAACGCCGCUUCGCGCACACAUACAACUCUUACGCGCAUAUUCGCACGAUCAUUACCAACAAAGACCACGUUCACGCGAAAUACGAACCCUAGGCGCCUACACAGUUCAACAUGUCUCGCCAUCAUCCAGAUCUCGUAAUGUGCCGCAAGCAACCCGGAGUUUCCAUCGGCCGCCUCUGCGAGAAAUGCGACGGCAAAUGCCCCGUUUGCGACAGCUACGUCCGCCCUACCACCCUCGUCCGCAUCUGCGAUGAAUGUUCCUUCGGAAACUACCAAAACAAGUGCGUCGUAUGCGGCGGCGAAGGAAUCUCAGACGCGAUGUAUUGUAAGGAAUGCACCCGCCUCGAAAAAGACCGCGACGGCUGCCCGAAAAUCAUAAACUUGGGCUCGAGCAGGACUGAUUUGUUCUACCAGAAGAAGAAUUUCAGAAAUCACUAGUCGGAGCGACGGCAGCGCGUGGGGGAGCUAUGAAUGGGAAGAGGAGCGUUGGGUACAACGCGCUGCCUGUGAAUGAAACAUAUCUCUACAUCGGAUGAUUAUAGGGUCAUCGACUGCGCACAAGCGGAUCAUCGGAACAUUAACAGCUCCUAGAGACCAUCCGUUGCGAGCCACGGACUU